AUGUCCUUCUUCUUUCGGAGAGGAAAUCGUUCCACUAGUCAAAACAAUAAUCAGUCAUCGGUGGCAUCCAUAAAUUCAACAUCGGAUGAUGAAGAGGAGGUGGCUACACCAUCAAUAACAGAUCAGAAUAAGGUAUUAAUUUCAUCACCACGUUUCCGAAGUAGUAGCCUCUCACAACAGCAAAACAAUCAAAGAACAGACGAAAGAAUUGAGAUUGCAGUGGAGGGUGAUGAUAGUGGCACCCCUUCAACUCUAUCGAAAGUGGACAUUAAUAGAGUAGAACAAUCGAGUGGAUUAUUGGAAAUUCCUUCAUCUGCCUACAAGAGAAAAAUCUCAUUCUCUGAUGAAUCAAGUCCAGAAACAACACCAACAAAAACAGCAACAUCAGAUAAUUUGUAUAGUUCAGCACUUACUACUAAGGGUAAUUAUAAAGUGACACCAAAUAGUAAUAGAAGAGUUUUGAAUAAGAUUCCUUCCUCUCUCAGAUUGGAUCCAAAAACAUUUACAAGGAAGAACUCAACUCCUCAAUUAUUCACCUCCCCAAGAAAUCCUUUAUCAUUAUCUCUCUCUAAAUUGAAUGAAACAAAAAUAUCAUCCGAAAAUAUAAGCAAUGUUGUGCUGAGUAGUAGGAGCUCCUCGCAGCUUGUAGUAAUUAUUGAAAUAGGGAGAAAAUAUUUCAAGUGUGGAAUAUCUGGAGACUAUUGCCCAAGAGUAGUUCUUCCUGUACCUUAUGAACUUUCAGAAAUGUUGUGUAAAUGUAAAAAUCAUAAUUUUAAUAUAGACCACAUGAAACAAGCCUUUUCCAGUUUUGAAAAAGAUAUUGGAUCUUGUAAUAUAGAAACUGAUGUAAUUUUUGAUGAGUAUACACGAAUUGGAUUCGGGAACAGUAUUGAAGAUGAUGCCUAUUAUGAAGAAAAACUGUCUCACCUUUUGGGAAAACUAUUAAAGAGGAUAUUCAUCGAUGAACUCAAACUUCAUUUGGAUAGCAUAGAUCAUGUGGUAAUUUUGGAGAAUGUUUAUUCACUACAUGAAAAUCUAGUGAGGAGAACAGUGGAAGACAUGUGCAAUAGAAAACGAUUUUCCAAACUGAAAGGAAUUAAAUUUAUCAAUGCUCAAAGUUGUGCCCUAAUACCUAGCUCUUGCUCGGUAAAAUUUCAAACAGCAAAUGAUAGCAACAAAUUGCUUUCUCCACCCAUCCUAAGUUUGACUUCGAGGAAAGGAAACGAAGAGAUGGAUGUAAAUGGCUUGGUUAUUGAUUGUGGAUUUUCAGAAUGUAAAAUUGUACCAGUCUUGUUUGGAUGUAUUGUGCAGGCUGGUGUGGUAGUUGUUGACACUGGAUCAAAACAUAUUCUUCGACGAUUGAAGGACAAUUUGAUGAAAAUGAAUCCAAAAGAAUCACUGACACCUCAGCACUGUGACCAUGUGGAUCUCAAUAAGUUAUUCUAUGAGCAUGAUGAAGGAGAAAUGCUCAAAUAUUAUUCAGUAUUGGAAUGGCAGGUAUUGUAUCUCAAUUACUGA
Messenger RNA from Naegleria gruberi, 1518 nucleotides. RefSeq lists its product as uncharacterized. Lineage: Eukaryota; Heterolobosea; Eutetramitea; Acrasida; Naegleriidae. The record is from RefSeq and is a predicted model, not a curated record. The coding region runs from base 1 to 1518 and encodes 505 amino acids. The transcript is spliced from 2 exons.